Molecule: messenger RNA, 3652 nt
Organism: Pseudoliparis swirei
Lineage: Eukaryota; Metazoa; Chordata; Actinopteri; Perciformes; Liparidae
Gene: klhl23
Product: kelch-like family member 23
Exons: 3
Coding region: 1468-3270 (600 amino acids)
Molecular function (GO): protein binding
Source: RefSeq, a predicted model, not a curated record
UGAGCACAUGUAGAGUUUAAUUAAUACAACAGGCUAUAAUGUUACCUAAUAUAACUAUCCAGUGUCCCUUGACUUUGGCCAUGUCAGCAGGGAUUGGCUCCAGGACCCUGAAGAUACAUGUUUAAAGAUUAUAGAUGGAUGGAUUGCUAUUUUUACUAAAGUUACAGAGGGUACUUCUUCCAUCAUUGCCCAACAGAAAAAGGUAAUAUGACCUAAUGCAACAUGGACCAAUAGCAUCAACAAUUUGUAAGAUACUGUAAAGAAAUGUCCUUUUUAAAAUGGACAUUUUUCAAUAUGACUGCUGUAGACAUUUAGAUGCAGGUAACUGAUAUUUAAAUCAACUUUUCAGUCUCAUAUACUGCCUACUGUACUAAAGUACACAUUUGAGGUGCUUGAACUUUAAUGGAGUAUUUUCUUUUAAUGACACUUUCUUGCUCUUUAAUUCACAUUAAAAAGUGACGUAUUCAAAUGUAUGAAAAAGCUUACAAAAUAAAAACAACGCAAAAUAAAUUUCCCUGUAGGUAGCCACAGCGUGCAGCCUUUGGUUUAUAGGUUUUAAUUGUUGUCUUCUAUUGGUGCAGUAACUUCAACAGUUAUUGGAUGUUUGUGACCACAAUGCAUUGUUUGAGCUGCUAAGAACAAAAGUAAUUGAAACUAUUUUCGAUAAGUGUUUGUCAUUUAAAAUGCAAUACACAUGUGUUACUUUUAAAUCUGAUGGCAUUUCGCUCUUUAUUUUUUUUUACAAAACAAGCAAUCCAUUUAAUGGAGAAAGUAAUCAGCAAAUUAAUCCAUAAGGGAAAUAAUUAGUUCCAGUUGAGCGCAAUUAAAUCAAUACAAUAGUCACAGCAAAAUAGGUCUACUUUUAAUACGUAUUCAAAUCUACUUAAAGGAACAGUGUGUAGCAUUUAGGGGGAGCUAUUAGCAGAAAGUAUUUUUUUAUAAUUUAGUGUAUAAUCACCUGACUAUCAGUCGUGCUUUCGCCGUGAGAGAUCUUGUGCAGCACACACCGUGCACUGGGCUGUUAAUCCUCGUCGGGAUUAGGGAAAGCCUUGACCACUGCAAGUGGGUUCAAAACGCCAUGGCGACGACCAGAAUGAGGGGAAACACGGAGAGUGAACAGUGCAAUGGCUUCUGGUGAGUGCAGCUCAUUGGUAUAAGAUUUGCAUUCUGCUAUCGCCGCUUCGGGUUCGCCAAUGCGCCUCACGAGACGCAUCUGAGGUUCUCUCUCGGCGGGUUGCUGCUGAGCGGGUCUGGGUUCUGUCAAGAACCUGCUGGAGGAGAAUCACUGCAGACGUGAGGGGAGGGGGUGGACAUGCAUACCAAAAUAGGAUAGAGCUGCCUGCGACAGUGCUGCACGAGCUAUAUUGAAGUCUGUAUGCGCGUGUGUGUGUGGAGCGUUCACAUAGAGGACACACCGUCGGAGCGUUGAACAGCACAGGAAAAUAGUGUGAGGUAAGCAGUGCCUGGAUGUCGCUUUCUCUGAAUGAAUGCCAUGGGGAAUCGAGCUGUUGCCCCCGCGGUGCUGUAGUUUGUGAUUGUUGGAGCUCGCUCACGUGCGUCGUGUCUUCUCCCCCAGAUACUAUGUCACACAGGCGAGCUGAACUCUACUCCUACGACUUCUGCGAUGGCGACCACCCCGCAGAGCUCCUGGAGGCUCUGAGGCGCUUCUACACCAGUGGCCUGUUCACCGACGUGACUCUCCAGUGCGGCGAGUCGGGACAGGUGUUCCACUGCCACAAGGCGCUGCUGUCAGCCCGCAGCUCCUAUUUCAAAGUCAUGUUCACGGCCGACAUGAGGGAGAGGUCAAACAGCGUCAUCAAGCUCACCGGGGUGGACUGCGGGGUCCUGGGUGCUUUGGUGAACUACGUGUACACAGCCCAGCUGAGCAUCACUCAGAGUAACGUGCAGAGCCUGCUGGAGGCUGCGGACCUGCUGCAGUUCCUCUCGGUGAAACGAGCCUGUGAGGAGUUUCUGGUUCGCCUCCUGGAUGUGGAUAACUGCUUGGGGAUGCACGCCUUCGCUGAGCUGCACCUGUGCGCUGGGCUGGAGAGGGAGGCCCGCCGAGUGAUGCUGAGCAGGUUCACAGAGCUCAUCCAGCAGGAAGAGUUCCUCGAGCUGGACCCCGGGAAGAUGAGCUCCGUUCUGGCUGCUCAGAACCUCACCGUGCAGAGGGACGACGUGUUGAUAGAUGCUGUGGCCAAGUGGGUGACCCAUGACUUGGAUAACCGUGUUCAGUGUUCUGCGGAGUUGCUGCAUUCCAUCCACCUAGACCUUGAUGAGAUGUACUUCAAGGCUACGUUGGAGGUGCACAGGCAAUGCUCGCUGAACAGUGAAGACAUUUUUAAAUCGAUGAUAGUUCAGGCUUUAAGGUCCAAUGGCAAAGACGUGUCCACAAGCAAGAAAAUGUCUUCCAGCAUGUAUAUCAUUGGUGGAUAUUACUGGCACCCUCUCUGUGAGGUUCACAUCUGGGAUCCUAUCAGCAACACCUGGGUGCAAGGAAAAGACAUGCCUGACCACUCUAUGGAGAGCUACAGCGUCAGUUUACUCGGAGCAAAUAUCUACGUGACUGGUGGUUACAGGACAAACACGGUUGAGGCUCUGGACACCGUUUCGGUUUAUAACUGUGACUAUGAUGAAUGGACCGAGGGCUGCCCCAUGAUCACAGCUAGGUACUACCACUGCUCUGUGGCCUUGCAUGGCUGCAUUUAUGCCAUUGGAGGAUACAAAGGAGGAGCUCCGGAGCAAGAGACAGAAUAUUAUGAUCCUUUGAAAAAGAAAUGGACCCCUUCGGCCAAAAUGAUCCAAGGUGUAGGAAAUGCCACUGCCUGUGUCAUGGGAGAUCAAAUAUAUGUGACUGGAGGUCACUAUGGGUACAGAGGAAACUGCACCUAUGAAAAAAUCCAAGUCUACAAGCCAGAUGUCAAUGAAUGGAGUAUCAUUACAAUAAGUCCGCAUCCAGAGUACGGGCUGUGUUCAGUGUCUCUCAACAACAAGCUGUAUUUGGUGGGCGGACAGACGACUGUCGCGGACUGCUACGACAUAGAGAGAGACGAAUGGAGACCAAUAUCAGUGAUGAAGGAGAGGAGGAUGGAGUGUGGGGCGGUGGUCAUUAAUAGUUGUAUUUAUGUAACAGGGGGAUACUCCUACUCAAAAGGGACCUAUCUGCAGACCAUUGAGAAAUAUGACCCUGAACUGGACUCUUGGGAGAUUGUGGGGACUCUUCCAAGCCCAGCCAGAUCACAUGGAAGUGUUUGUGUUUACAGUGUUUAGGUGUCAAACUCUUAUCACAUCAUUUUGUGCCAAAUGGAUCUGAUUCUGUUAAAGUCUGCAAAUGUGCGCUUCACCAUCACACAUGAUGUUGCGCUAACUUUGUAUAAUGGCUGUUAUAGCUACCUGUUUGCCAAACUGUGAAUACAAUAACAAGCAUUUCACUUAAACUCAGGGUCUUUAUAGUUUUUUACUUUUAGGUAUUCUGUUUUUUUAGAUCAAAGGAAGGACUGAAAAUAAAAUGAAGAUGACUGUAUAUGAGUAUUAUUCAAAUCCAGUUUACAUAUAUACAAUCCACCUCACUGUGUGGGAUACUCCAAAUAAUAAUUUCUCUUUUAAUAAUAAGACCUGUACUAUUUCUUGAUUAAAUGAAUCACUACCAGUA